This is a messenger RNA of Penicillium diatomitis, 633 nucleotides long. Its product is annotated as protein SYS1. The record is from RefSeq and is a predicted model, not a curated record. Gene Ontology annotation, cellular component: Golgi membrane; trans-Golgi network. Gene Ontology annotation, biological process: Golgi to endosome transport; protein localization to Golgi apparatus; Golgi to plasma membrane protein transport. The coding region runs from base 1 to 633 and encodes 210 amino acids. Lineage: Eukaryota; Fungi; Ascomycota; Eurotiomycetes; Eurotiales; Aspergillaceae. The transcript has 2 exons.
AUGCCAGCGCGCAGGCGUCCUCCCGCGGGGUCGCGAUCUGACCUUCCGCCUUUGAAGAUCAUUCGAAAGAUCCUCCUACUUCAGGCAGCUUACUAUGUCUGCGCCUUUGUCCUCAUUUUGUUCACCACCAUCAUAUACGGGACACCUUUCUCUCUCAACUUGGUACUGGGAUGGGACUACCUCAGGGGAGAUACCACGAUUGGGUGGAUGCUAGGACUGGUCUGGAUAUUAAACGGUGUCAUCAAUGUGAUAUUCCUCUUGCUGCUCGUCUCGCGAUCGAAACUGGUCCCUGACUUUGCUCUCACAAUCCACUUUCUCCAUCUGGUGGCUACAGUCGUCUACACUCGCUCAAUCCCAACAAAUCUCCUGUGGUGGGGACUUCAAUUUGCCAGCGCAGGUAUCAUGACCCUCCUUGGCAUGUGGGCUUGUCAGCAUCGUGAGCUCCAACCGAUCAGCUUCGGUGGGUUUGCCGGCCUCGGCGGUGACAACUCAGCCUCUACUUUACAGCCGUCCUCGAGUGACGCUCACUUGGAGGCGGGGUUCGGUCGCGGUCGAGGUCGUGAACGCAGCCUUCAAAGUGGAUUUGAUGAGUACGAGAUGACUGGCUUGAAACCCGAUGAGCGAACUGUUUAG